Thlaspi arvense is the source of this 5810-nucleotide messenger RNA. The record is from the annotation of a GenBank genome assembly. Lineage: Eukaryota; Viridiplantae; Streptophyta; Magnoliopsida; Brassicales; Brassicaceae.
UACAGAAAUACCCUCAUGACCGAACUUUGUUUCACGAGUUACAUUUCAGUUGUAUCAUCGGAGGUUCGAAUCGCGGGUGAUGGAGCCACCGGAGUGUCCGGUGUGUCUACAGUCAUACGACGGAGAGUGUACAGUUCCCCGCGUGCUCCCCUGCGGACACACGGCGUGUGAGGAGUGCCUGACGAAUCUCCCCAAGAAGUUCCCCAACACAAUCCGAUGUCCGGCGUGCACGGUUCUCGUCAAGUUUCCACCUCAAGGACCAUCGGCUCUACCCAAAAACAUCGAUCUCCUGAGACUGUUCCCUUCGAGCUUGCAGAAUAAGGUAGAGCCUGGCCGGAAUUUGAAAAAAUCGUUUGAGUUCGUCACUCGAUCAUGGUCCGACGACUUCUACGCCACUUGGAAGGAUCGGAUCCUACUGCACGACGCCGUUUCCGUGGAGAGCGUUGAGAGUGAAGGUAGUGAUGCUGCUUCAUUUUCGCGUGUAUGUGGAUGCCUAAAGGAUGAUUCGACGGUGAGUCUUUUACGAGUGGCUUCGUUUCAGCUUGAUGAUUGUGUAUCUGCCCUCAAGUAUAGUUAUGUCCAGAGGAUGAUGAGUUGUCUGUGGGAGAUGGGAGAGGAGGAGAGAGAUGAGCUUGAUACUAUCAUUUCUGUGAAACAGAGAGGCAUCUCUAAAGUUUUUGGCUUGUGGGGUGAUUUGAAGAAUGGGGUUUUGUACUUAGUAGGUGAGAAGCUUACUGGAUUUUCGUGGGAAGAACUUGAUCAUCUCACUGAAGAUGAUACUUCAUGUUUAGCAAUAACUGGUAUGCAAAUAUGCGAGGCACUUCUCAAUUUGCAUAAGGAAGGGAUAUUCACAGGAUGUUUGAGCUAUUCUUGUGUAAAGUUUGACGAGUUUGGGAAUGCUUUUGUUGAUUUGAUUGAGUUACUGGAAACUGGAAGGAAUGUGUAUGGAAUCAUCUCUGACGAAACUAGCUCGUGCAGCAAACCAGUGGGUGCUUUGGAAAUGGGAUUGAUUUUGAACGGAUUAGUAAAAGAGGGUAUUUUUAUGAGCUCCGAAGUGUUGUUUGGACUGUUGAAAAAACAGAACGUGUUGAUAACUACACAGGGAAGCUCAAACUAUUUGGUUUCAUAUAGCUCUGAUGUCUGGCCAGUUUGUUUUCUUCUCCUCCAUCUUCUUCUUGGAAAAUGGUUUUCUGAGGAGCUGAUUGAAAGUGUAAAUGGUGUGGAGGCAAUAGAAAGUGAAGAGCAUACUGAGGAUCUCUUGGUGUUGUACACAGGUUUUACAGAGAAGUUAUGUUCUAUUCUGGAAUCUAAACUUAGUGGGAAGUUUAAAUCGAUGGUUGAAAUUCUCCGCCAAAGUUGCUGUCAUGAUCCUGAGGCACGUCCAGCUUUAACUGAUCUGUGGAAAUGCAGCAGGGAGCUGGUCAUGAAUCACAGGUUCAGUUCUAUGACUGCGUUGAAUAAUACGAAAUCAGGGGAAAGGAAAGAGUUUUGUUUGGUUCUAGGUGAAUUAUGCGGCUCGAUAAAAGUGGGAUCCAAAGAAGUAGAAGAGGAAUUGCCUGGAGUGGGAAAUGGCGGGGGAGAAGAGGAGGGAAAGUUUGACAUAGAUUUUGUUGGGAGACUCUCAGAAGGUAAAAUCAAAUCUAAAGACUUGCGGGGACACCAAGACAGUGUCACGGCUUUAGCGGUUGGAGGUGGGUUUCUGUUCAGCUCUUCGCUUGAUAAAAAUAUCCUUAUAUGGUCUCUGAAGGACUUCUCCCAUCUGCAUACGUUUAAAGGUCAUCAAGAUAAAGUAACGGCUUUGAUAUACAUCGAGGGAGCAGAACCAGUAUGUGUCAGUGGGGAUGGAGGAGGAGGUAUAUUUGUAUGGAGCACUAGUUUCCCUCUGGAAGAACAGCUGCUAAGAAAGUGGUACGAGCCAAAAGACUGGCGAUAUUCUGGCAUUCAUGCGUUGGCAUACUCAGAAGAUGGGUAUGUGUAUAGCGGCAGUGGAGAUAACACUAUCAAAGCUUGGUCAUUGCAAGAUGGAAGCCUUGUUUGCACAAUGACUGGUCACAAAUCUGUAGUUUCAACGCUGCUUGUGCUAAACGGAGUAUUAUACAGUGGAAGUUGGGAUGGUACCGUUCGAUUGUGGAGUCUAAGUGACCACAGUUUUUUGACGGUGUUGGGGGAAGAGACUCAAGGUAUUGUAAGAUCUAUUCUGUCUCUAGCUGCAGACGACCAAACCCUAGUGGCAGCUUAUCAAAACGGAGAUAUACAGAUAUGGAGGGAUGAUACAUUGAUGAAGUCAAUGCAAAUACAGAGUAGUGCAAUUCUAAGCAUUGCCGUGAACGGUAAAUGGAUAUUCACUGGAGGUUGGGACAAAACCGUCAAUGUACAGGAAUUGUCAGGAGAUGAGAUAUCUCUAGACUGUACACACGUUGGAUCGAUCCCGGGUUCUUCGGUGAUCACAUCUUUGUUAUAUUGGGAAGGCAAGCUCUUUGCAGGGUUUGCGGAUAAAACCAUCAAGGGGAAUUUGGGUCGUUUGAAGAGGAAUUUACAAGAUGUUGCGAGCAUGAAUUAUUGGGUUGUGCGGGACUACUAUCGUCUUGUGGAGUCUGUUAAUUCCCUCGAACUACGUAUUCAAAGCCUUUCGGAUGAACAGCUGAAAGCAAAAACUGCAGAAUUUCGGGAAAGGUUAGCACGAGGGGAGUCCCUAGCAGAUAUGCAAGCUGAGGCGUUUGCUGUUGUUCGUGAAGCUGCAAAGAGAACAAUUGGAAUGCGUCAUUUUGACGUGCAGAUAAUUGGUGGAGGAGUGCUUCAUGAUGGUUCCAUUGCGGAGAUGAAGACAGGUGAAGGGAAAACGCUAGUCUCUACAUUAGCUGCAUAUCUUAAUGCAUUAACUGGCGAGGGCGUUCAUGUGGUUACUGUAAAUGAUUACCUGGCGCAGCGUGAUGCAGAGUGGAUGGGUCGUGUUCACCGCUUCUUAGGCCUUUCAGUUGGUCUCAUUCAGAGAGGAAUGAAAGCGGAUGAGAGAAAAUUCAACUAUAGCUGUGAUAUUACAUACACCAAUAACUCGGCAAGUGAGCUUGGAUUUGAUUAUCUGCGAGAUAACCUUACGUCAAACAGCGAACAACUUGUGAUGAGAUGGCCAAAACCAUUUCACUUUGCGAUAGUUGACGAAGUGGACUCAGUCCUUAUUGAUGAAGGCAGAAAUCCGUUGCUAAUAAGCGGUGAGGCUAAUGAAAAUGCUGCACGAUAUCCAGUUGCUGCUAAAGUGGCUGAACUUCUCCUAAAAGAUAUUCAUUACAAGAUUGAACUGAAAGAGAACUCUGUGGAACUCACUGAAGAUGGUAUAUCUCUUGCUGAAAUGGCUCUUGAGACAGGUGAUUUGUGGGACGAAAAUGAUCCAUGGGCCAGGUUUGUUAUGAAUGCUUUAAAAGCUAAAGAAUUUUACAAGCGUGAUGUUCAAUAUAUUGUGAGAAAUGGGAAAGCACUUAUAAUUAAUGAGUUGACUGGAAGAGUUGAAGAGAAAAGGAGAUGGUCUGAGGGAGUCCACCAGGCUGUGGAGGCUAAAGAAGGUCUCGAAAUUCAGGCUGAUUCAAUUGUUGUGGCCCAAAUCACCUACCAGUCACUCUUUAAACUAUAUCCAAAGCUCUCCGGGAUGACUGGGACAGCAAAAACAGAAGAAAAAGAAUUUUUGAGAAUGUUCCAGAUACCUGUUAUUGAAGUUCCUACAAAUUUGUCAAAUAUUCGAAUCGAUCUACCUAUACAAGCUUUUGCGACUGCUCGAGGUAAAUGGGAAUAUGUUCGUCGAGAAGUUGAAGAUAUGUUCGGACAAGGUCGACCUGUUUUAGUAGGAACAACAAGUGUAGAGAAUUCUGAAUAUUUAUCGGAACUGCUGAAAGAAUGGGGUAUUCCUCACAAUGUCCUGAAUGCACGACCCAAGUAUGCUGCCAGGGAAGCUGAUUUUAUAGCCCAAGCAGGAAGAAAAUAUGCCAUUACCAUUUCUACGAAUAUGGCUGGCAGGGGUACUGACAUCAUUCUGGGAGGAAAUCCAAAGAUGCUUGCAAGGGAAAUCAUAGAGGAUAGCGUCCUUUCAUAUCUAACAAGUGAAGUCUUGGCAGAUGAUAUUGACGAUAAUGAAUUAUCACAGAAGGUGUUGUCAAAAAUAAAAGUGGGACCAUCGUCGUUAGCUUUGCUAGCCAGAGCUUCUCUCAUGGUUUACUUGAUAUCUUCUUUGGAUUCAAUUGACACAGCAAAAUAUGUUGGCAAAAGUGAAAAUAAAAGCUGGUCGAGGAAAGAGGCAAAGUCCGUGGUCACAGAUUCUUUGGAGAAAAGCCAGACCAUGGAUACUAUGGAACUGCAGAACCUUGUCAACGAGCAGUCAGAAAUGUAUCCUUUAGGCGCUGCUAUUGCUCUAGCGUAUCUGUCCGUCUUAGAGGACUGUGAGGCCCAUUGUCUACAUGAAGGGUCUGAAGUGAAGAGGCUUGGAGGCCUUCAUGUGAUUGGGACAUCUUUGCAUGAGUCUCGCAGGAUUGAUAACCAGCUUCGUGGCAGAGCAGGAAGGCAGGGAGACCCUGGAUCAACGCGCUUUAUGGUAAGCUUGCAAGAUGAGAUGUUUCAGAAGUUCAAUUUUGAUACUGAGUGGGCUGUGAGACUUAUAUCAAAGAUUACAAACGAUGAAGAUUUACCAAUUGAAGGUGACACAAUAGUGAAUCAGCUUCUAGCUCUCCAGAUCAAUGCAGAGAAAUACUUCUUUGGUAUAAGAAAAAGCCUGGUCGAGUUUGACGAAGUUCUAGAGGUUCAAAGGAAGCAUGUCUAUGACCUAAGGCAACUGCUUUUGACGGGUGAUAAUGAAAGUUGUUCCCAGCAUAUAUUCCAGUACAUGCAAGCUGUUGUAGAUGAAAUCGUCGUUGGAAAUUCUGAUCCACAGAAGCAUCCAAGAUACUGGAGCUUGGCCAAGUUGUUGAAAGAGUUUAUGGCUAUAUCAGGAAACCAACUGGAUGAAGCACUACCAGAGUCAUUUUCUGGGAUCACAGAAGGAGCCAUGUUACAGUCCCUUGAAAAACUGCAUGAGACAAGCUCAAUAGAUAUGGAAAACUUCUACCUUCCACACCUGCCAAAACCUCCAAAUGCUUUCAGGGGAAUUCGCAGAAAGAAUUCUUCAUUAAGACGUUGGCUCGACAUUUGCUCCGAUGAUUUGACCAGGAGUGGGAGGUACCGAACAGCAGUUAAUCUUCUCCGGAAGUUCCUCGGUGAUUAUUUGAUUGCUUCGUACUUGAAUGUUGUUCAAGAAUCUGGCUUUGAUGACGGAUACGUAAAAGAAAUAGAGAGAGCUGUUCUUUUAAAGACGUUGGAUUGCUUCUGGAGAGACCAUCUCGUGAACAUGAAUAAACUAAGCUCAGCGGUGAAUGUCAGAAGUUUUGCCCAUAGAAACCCUCUCGAAGAAUACAAAAUCGAUGGAUGUCGGUUUUUCAUCUCAAUGCUAAGUGCAACCAGAAGGCUAACCAUAGAAUCAAUCUUGCAGUACUGGUCAUCCCCCUUGGAAUCCAAAGAACUGUUCAUAUAAUAAUAAGUCUUGUUCGAUUCAAGUUAAAGUUACCACAAAUUACAUUCUCUAGUCUCUACUACCUUUACAGAAUUGAAUGGUAGAAAAUCAGGCAAUGUCUCUUUUAUAGCUCAAGUUCGAUUGUAUAUUAUGUUUCUGAAUUGAUCGUAGUGUGAUGAGGAUGCUAAAACACCAUGAAUCUAUCAGUUUCUUCAGUUCCCAUGUUUGAGAGAACGCCGAUGUUCAUGUCUUCUUCUUCACUCACGACAAUGAGGAAUUUUCU